Neltuma alba is the source of this 411-nucleotide messenger RNA. RefSeq lists its product as uncharacterized. The transcript has a single exon. Bases 1 to 411 code for a protein of 136 amino acids. Lineage: Eukaryota; Viridiplantae; Streptophyta; Magnoliopsida; Fabales; Fabaceae. The record is from RefSeq and is a predicted model, not a curated record.
AUGAACAAUGAGCUGCGAGGAAGGCGUGGGGCCGGCGAGGUUGCCGGGGGUACGGCGGCGGAAUGCACGGCGAUAUUUUGCUGCUUGCCAUGCACGGUGAUGAAUAUCGUGGCGUUAGUGGUGUACAAGGUGCCGGUAGGACUCUGCCGGAAGGCAAUCCACACGUACAAAGGGAAAACGCAACCGCAGAAGCUGAAGAAGGACAAGGACGUGUUGUUGAAUGAGAGGAGUGGGGCCAAGUGUAGGCCCAUUUACUACGUGGAGACCACGCUGGAGGAGCACCUGGCAUCGGAGAUGGCGAAGGAAAAGCUGAAGGAGGGGUCAGAAAUCAGGGAGAUGGAUGCCGAAACGUGGUCACCGUUCGACGGAACGGGGUUUUGGAGGAGUCACUCCCAAAAGGUUCAGUCCUGA